Messenger RNA from Cucurbita maxima (winter squash), 701 nucleotides. Its product is annotated as protein FATTY ACID EXPORT 5-like. The record is from RefSeq and is a predicted model, not a curated record. NCBI's taxonomy places the organism in Eukaryota, Viridiplantae, Streptophyta, Magnoliopsida, Cucurbitales, Cucurbitaceae. Bases 131 to 490 code for a protein of 119 amino acids. The transcript has 3 exons. Gene Ontology annotation, cellular component: membrane.
UCCCACGCGCCAUAUAGCUGAUGAGGAAAUUGAGAAGAACUGAAAAAUCCUCCUCAUUCCUCUUUGAUCUGUGAAAUUAGAGACGAAAUCACUCAGUUUCUGACAUUCUCGGAAACCCCAAUCGGGAACGAUGCAUGAUUUCUGCUUCACUAUUCCUUAUGGAUUGAUUUUGGUGGGUGGUGGCAUUUUUGGCUACCUCAGGAAGGGGAGCACAGCGUCGCUGGCUGGAGGUGUGGGUAUUGGAUUGGUUUUGAUUCUAGCAGGAUAUUUGAGCCUUGGAGCUUUCAAGAAGAAGAAGAACUCCUACCUUGCUUUGAUUCUUGAAACAGUAUGUGCCACUGCGCUCACGUGGGUUAUGGGACAGCGAUAUUUGCAGACUUCUAAGAUCAUGCCGGCUGGAGUUGUUGCUGGAAUCAGUUCUCUCAUGACUUUAUUCUACUUGUACAAGCUCGCAACUGGUGGCAACCAUAUUUCUCCCAAGGCUGAGUGAUGAUUUCGAUUACUUACUUUGAUACUUGAUAUAGAAAAUGCAUUGGAUCACACGAAAAACUCGAACGAUGUUUUAAUGCACUGAUUUGCUGUUUAUUGCUAACUCUGUGAAUGUUGACAUAUAAACUGAAUGAAUGUUCGUUAGUGAUUAUGAACAAGUUGGGGUUAAAAGCUUACAGAGUUCUUGUUUCAAGUAUAUCGUGUUUUAUCGG